Molecule: messenger RNA, 1046 nt
Organism: Tribolium madens (black flour beetle)
Lineage: Eukaryota; Metazoa; Arthropoda; Insecta; Coleoptera; Tenebrionidae
Exons: 5
Coding region: 92-937 (281 amino acids)
Biological process (GO): sensory perception of smell
Molecular function (GO): odorant binding
Source: RefSeq, a predicted model, not a curated record
AAUCUUUGAACUUGACAACAAUGAUAAUAAUUUUACUUUUGUAUAAAUAAAGGAAUCUAAUAUUGUGUGGAAACACAUUAAAACGAUCAUAAUGAACUGCUUCGUCUGUAUAACUUUCACUUUUGUGAUAAUAAUUGGUGCACAGGGUCUAACUGAACAACAGACUGAAAAACUAAACCAAGUUAGCAAGGAAUGUCGUACUUUGACCGGAGUGUCUCAAGAAACUAUAACUAAUGCACGUAACGGCAAUUUCGAAGAUGAUCCUAAACUCAAACUCCAAAUUCUCUGUGUAGGAAAGAAAGUGGGAAUAAUGACUAAAUCUGGACAAGUUGACGAAAACGUGUUAAAAUCCAAACUGAGGAAAGUGUCUGAUAAUGAUGAAGAAGUUGAUAAAAUUUACCACAAAUGCGCGAUCAAGAAACAAGCUCCCGAGGAAACAGCGUUUGAAACAAUAAAAUGUGUCAUGAAGAACAAACCAAAGUUUUCAGCAACGAUCCUAGUGUGGAGUGGUUCGGAAGUGGGAGUACAUAGCAGCAAAAUGAAAUUUCUUGUGUGCCUCCUCUUUGUCAUCGUUGCAGUUAACGCUCUGACACAAGACCAAAAAGAAAAACUCGACAAGAUUAGCAAAGAAUGCAAGAAUCAAUCAGGAGUGUCGCAGGAAUUGAUUGACAAAGCACGCACUGGUGAACUGACCAAUGACCCCAAAUUGAAAGCUCAAAUCUACUGUGUUUCCAAAAAAACUGGCCUUGCCACUGAAGCUGGAGAAAUCAAUAUGGACAAUCUUAAAACCAAAUUGAAAAAAGUCGCUGCUAAUGACGAUGAAGUUAAUAAAAUCAUCCAAAAAUGUGUUGUGAAAAAGCCAACACCGGAAGAAACGGCUUUCGAAGUUUACAAGUGCUUACACGCCAACAAACCCAACUUCUCCGUCGUUGAUUAAAUCGGGCUCAUUGCUUGACUUUUCAGGAAUUUUGGAAUGUCUAUAAUAAUAAAUGAGUUUGUUGCUUGAUGUUAAAUAAGAAAAAUAAACAAUUAGAGUAAAAAUAUAA